Messenger RNA from Procambarus clarkii (red swamp crayfish), 1383 nucleotides. NCBI's taxonomy places the organism in Eukaryota, Metazoa, Arthropoda, Malacostraca, Decapoda, Cambaridae. The record is from RefSeq and is a predicted model, not a curated record.
AUGGAUGACAAGUCACAAGUUAAGGUUACUGGAUACUGGAAUAAAGGUUAUACGGAUGAGAAUACGAAUGAAUUUAUUGGUGGACAUGCAAAGAUAACAUGCAUCGACCUGGAGACAACGGAAGGUAACGUAAGUAUUCCGCUAGAAUCUCCUGCUGGCACUGAUGUGAAGAUGAAAAUGAAAAGUGACGACUCCAUGGUUUAUGGUACUAGGAACGGCAACAUUGAAAAUACUGAAGAAGCAAUAGCUACAGAGAAGAAACCGGGAGUAGACAUUAUAACUGAAACCAUUUCUAUCAACGUAUCAUUGGAGGACGUCAUUGGGAGGAAAGAUCAAAACGAAGAGAGUGAGAAUACCGCUCUAGAUGGAGGCUGGGGUUACUUGGUCAUCGCCGGCUGCUUCAUCAUUGCGAAUAUCUGCAAUAUCAUCGGACCGUGUUUUGGUAUCCUCUUCUCUAGUUUCCUGCUGGACUUGGGUACAUCGUCGACAGCUGUCUCUUGGAUCUUCAACAUGCAAGCUUUAAUGUUCGGCUUGUCCAACCUCAUAGUGGCCCCGCUGGCGGAGCACUACGGGUGGAGGCUGGUGGUCAUCGCGGGCGGAAUCCUCUGCUUCCUCAGUCUCGCCUCCUCCGCCUUCGCCACGUCCGCGACGUUCCUCUUCUUCUCAUAUUCCAUACUUGGAGGUUUCGGCACCGGCAUGUCCACACUAAUAGCUUACGUGAUCUUGCCAUAUUACUUCAAGCGGCUUCGGGGUCGGGCGAACGCCAUCCUGAUGGGAGGAGUCUCCUCGGCCCAGUUGAUUGGGCCGCCGCUGAUAACCUUUCUGCAGCAGGCGUACGGGUUCAGGGGCGCAACUCUCAUUGUUGCCGCCCUCUCUCUCAACAUCUGCGUCGCCGGUUCGGUCUUCCAUCCAGUUGAGUGGCACAGUAAGGCUCCCAAUCGAUGUAAUAAGACGUCCAAGAGUAGGACGUCGUCAGGAGUCUGUGCGGCGCUCUUUGAGGUUAUUUGUUCUAUUGGCAGAAACUUCAAGAUUCUGAAGUUAUACCGAGCUCGCAUUAUCUCCCUGGGAAGCUGCUUCUUCAUGAGCGGUUACCUGAACUUUUUCAUGCUGGUGCCGUUUGUGAUGGAGGCGGGCGGGUACACCCAGGAGACGGCCUCCUGGUGCAUGUCCGUCUCCGCCGCGUGCAACUUGGCCUCGCGCAUGGUGGUGUCCUCCCUGACCGACUUGCCCAGGUUUAAUAUGCGGGCGAGCUUCAUGGCCGGCACCCUCGUCAUCUCCGUCACCAUCGCUGGUAUGUUAGUCUUCAGCGCUGCGGCUAAUAUACCGCUCCCGCAACUUAGUUCUAUACGAAAUGAUCAAAUCAUAUUGCUAGUUACAGUAUAA